Molecule: messenger RNA, 1294 nt
Organism: Neoarius graeffei (lesser salmon catfish)
Lineage: Eukaryota; Metazoa; Chordata; Actinopteri; Siluriformes; Ariidae
Gene: trdmt1
Product: tRNA aspartic acid methyltransferase 1
Exons: 10
Coding region: 52-1206 (384 amino acids)
Molecular function (GO): methyltransferase activity
Source: RefSeq, a predicted model, not a curated record
UAGCACACUCUUCACAUGUUAUGAAUUGGGAGCUUAGCUAAAUGUUAAAACAUGGAGAAACUCCGUGUUUUGGAACUGUACAGUGGCAUUGGAGGGAUGCAUUAUGCAUUGAGAGAGAGCUCGGUCCCUGCUGAAGUGGUAGCUGCAGUGGAUGUGAACACAACAGCCAAUGAAAUCUAUAAACACAACUUCCCCGAAACUCUGCUGUUACCCAAGACCAUUGAAGGAAUGACAUUAAGUGAUUUCAAUAAACUGGAUUUUGAUUUGAUUUUGAUGAGCCCUCCUUGUCAGCCUUUUACAAGGAUUGGAUUACAGGGUGAUGUAAAUGACCCCAGAACAAAAAGCUUUCUCUACAUCUUGGACAUUCUGCCAAGGUUGAACAAGAUGCCCCGCUUCAUUCUGUUGGAGAAUGUGAAAGGCUUUGAGUCGUCCUCUGCAAGAAAUGCCUUGAUAAAGACUUUACAGGACUGUAGAUACAACUUUCAGGAAUUAAUGAUAUCACCCACUUGUCUGGGAAUACCGAAUUCAAGGCUGCGUUAUUUUCUUAUUGCCAAAGCUUCCCCAGAUUCCUUCUCAUUUCAGAAAACAGCAAAGAUUUUAGAGGGCUUUCCAAAGUCAGAAUCCAGCUCUGACACAGACAGUCCCAUGAUCCCUGACAGCCACUGUAGUACAGUUAAUGCUGACAAGAGAGAAGACGGGACUAUAAUCUAUAAGAUGGAGACGGCUCAGGAGCUGGAGAGGAAGAGGAGUCAGGACGGUGAACAGACCGUGAGGAGACUACGGGAUUUCCUGGAAGAUGAAGAACAAGGAACAGACAUGGACAGUUAUUUGCUUCCUCCAAAGAUCCUGCUCAGAUACGCCUUGCUCAUGGAUAUAGUGAAUCCAAACUGCAGGAGAUCAGUCUGCUUCACUAAAGGAUAUGGGCACUAUGUAGAGGGAACUGGGUCUGUUCUUCAGUCGUGUACAGACAUGGAGCUGGAGAGCAUCUUUAAGUCACUGGACAUGCUAUCUGAAGAGGAAAAGCUGAAGCAGCUGUCCCUGCUCAAGCUCCGAUACUUCACACCCAGAGAGAUCGCCAACCUUAUGGGCUUCCCACCACAUUUCAGCUUUCCAUCAAAUAUCUCCGUUAAGCAGCAGUACCGGGUUCUGGGAAACAGUCUAAAUGUUCAUGUAGUGGCCAAGCUCAUCAGUCUCAUGGUGUCAUGACCAGUACAUUGGAUCUGCUGCAGUGUUUAAGGACUGCUUUAGGCUUCACUGCAACUGUAAAUUAUUAAAUAAAGUUUUAUAUCUUGUA